Molecule: messenger RNA, 970 nt
Organism: Aspergillus versicolor CBS 583.65
Lineage: Eukaryota; Fungi; Ascomycota; Eurotiomycetes; Eurotiales; Aspergillaceae
Exons: 3
Coding region: 182-721 (179 amino acids)
Source: RefSeq, a predicted model, not a curated record
UGCGUAUUGCAGAAACGUAGUUUUGCCUAAUGUCGUCUUCACCCCGUGUUUCGAAUAGGCCGUGUCCCCAUUUGCCACGGAAUCACUCUUUUCCUUGCUAAACACUCAAUCCUUGCCUGUGUUGGAUGGUAUAUAUACAAUACCCGCCAGAGAUCACCAUCCAAGCACCAACACCAGCAAAAUGAUUUCCAAGCUGUCCCUCCCCCUGUUCCUGCUCACCCUGAGGGCAACCGCCCAAUCCACAACCCCAACAACAACCGCCCCCCUCCCCACCCUCUCCCCAGACUGGUUCUUCAUCCGCGCCGUCGAAGAGCCCAACUACCACAGCUACCUUCAAUCCUCCCCAACCGAAACCCCGGGCAUCGCAGUCCUAGACGCAAACACCAAAGCGGGCCAAUUCAACAUCAUCUCCGGGCAGCUCGUCUACCAGCUCUCCGGAAAUGGGUCGUUGUAUAUGAACGUCGAGAACCCCGCCGACAAGACGCAGCGCAAGCUCACGACAUCGUUUAAUAAAACUGAGAAUGCGUAUGGCGAGUUCGCGUUCCAGGGGGAUACAGUGACGUGGAGCGUGGAGGAUAUUGACCGUCCUAAUACCGGGGCUUGGCUGGUUUGUGAGAAGCAGCAGCUGUUUAUUAACACUGGGUCUUAUGGGUAUGAGACACCGGAGGGGUGUUCGGAUGCGACGAUCCAUUCGUAUGGAGGGUCCACCCCGGAUGUGUAGUGUCUAGUAUAGGAUAUCAAUGGAAUAUAAGUUUUGCUGUCUAUUUUUAUAAAGAUGACUUCCACCCUCCCUCUUCCUCAAACACCUUCCCAACCGCCUCAGCAACAUUCAGUAGAUGCUGGUCAUGGUAUCUAGCUGCGACUAGGGUCAGACCUAUAGGCAUUCCAUUCUCGCCCCCGAAGCCAGGAACAGUCACAACAGGGACAUGCAGUGCCGUCCAGAUCCGAUUAAACACCGCACUCCCCGUAC